Messenger RNA from Larimichthys crocea (large yellow croaker), 6387 nucleotides. It is a transcript of the gene nfat5a, whose product is annotated as nuclear factor of activated T cells 5a. The transcript has 12 exons. The record is from RefSeq and is a predicted model, not a curated record. Gene Ontology annotation, molecular function: transcription factor binding; RNA polymerase II cis-regulatory region sequence-specific DNA binding; DNA-binding transcription factor activity, RNA polymerase II-specific. Gene Ontology annotation, cellular component: transcription regulator complex. Lineage: Eukaryota; Metazoa; Chordata; Actinopteri; Sciaenidae. The coding region runs from base 371 to 4786 and encodes 1471 amino acids. Gene Ontology annotation, biological process: regulation of transcription by RNA polymerase II; calcineurin-NFAT signaling cascade; cytokine production.
GUAGGCAAGUGUGUGUGUGUGUGUGUGUGUUUGUCUCCUCUCAGCAAAGACACACACACACAAACGUGAGACGUGGUCGUUAACGGUUUUCUUUGCUAUUUGAAAGUUUAGUUUUUUGCCGCCUUGAGAUUGUUUCGAUGUUCUGCUCUGUAUAUUAAAACAUUCCGCUUGUACAAACGCUACAUUUACCGGCCAGAAAAAAAAGCAGCCGACUCCGUUUUCUUCUCAAGAGUGUCCGCUUCCCCUCCCCUCGAUGAAGCGCUGCGAUGCCCUCUGAUUUUAUAUCCCUCCUUAGCUCGGAUCUCGACCUCAAUUCCCCCAAAUCUCUAUACUCGAAAGAACCUAAUUUAUCUCUUCCUGCUCAUCCCUUAUGACAGAGUCGGUAUAUGACCUCCUCCCCAAAGAGCUCCAGCUCCAGCCGUCGUCCACCCAGACAGACCCAGCCACCAUGAGCCAGAAGAGUGGGGGAGAGGCGGGACCUCCCCCCUCUGCAGCGUUGGCCUCAGAUGCCACCUCCUCCACCUCCAGCCCCUCUGCCUCUUCCUCUCUGGCUAUGGGAGCCCAGGCCACUGGCUCCUCUACCUCAUCCUCAGACCAUCUCAAGGUUCCCCAGCAUGUCCACUCCACUGGAGGGGACGGAGCUGGAGCUUCAGAGAUGCAAAGUAUGGAGGGUGCUGUAUCUGCCCCCAGCAGAGGCAACAGCGGAGCAAACACUGCAACAGGAGACAUAGGGUCAGGAGUAUUGUCAGGGCUAGGAGUCCAGCAGCCUCAGAACACUCCAUCAAAACGAAGGCCUGUGUUGAGCAUAUCCCCGCCACCUGAGGACCUAUUUGAUGACAGCCAGAUGUCUUGCCAAGAGGAGCCAACUGUGUCUGGUCCACCAGGUCCAGACUCAGAGCAUAGCAGCAGCAUGUGGGCUGACGACUCCGUCUCCAACUUCAGCCUGAUCAGCUCUAUAUCCUACAAUGACAACACUGAGGUGCCACGCAAGUCUCGAAAACGCACCCCUCGCCAGCGGCCUGGCCCAAAGCCUGCUCCUCCAGAGGACAGCAUGGACGUGUUUGAUGCUGACAGCGCCAAGGCUCCUCACUUUGUCCUGUCCCAGCUGGGCACAGACAAGACCAGUCCCAUAGCCAGCUCUCUUGAAUCAGGGACUGCUGUGAAGGGUGGGUCUCUGUGUACUCAGUUCCCCCAGAGAAGUGAUGGGAAGGAGUUAAAGAUCCUGGUGCAGCCAGAGACUCAGCACAGAGCCCGCUAUCUGACAGAGGGCAGCAGAGGUUCUGUCAAAGACCGCACACAGCAGGGAUUCCCCACUGUCAAGUUGGAAGGUGUGAGUGAACCUGUUGUGCUUCAGGUGUUUGUAGCAAAUGAUGCAGGCAGAGUGAAGCCUCACGGUUUCUACCAGGCAUGCAGAGUGACUGGGCGCAACACUACUGCCUGCAAGGAGGUGGAAAUAGAGGGCACAGUUGUUAUUGAGAUCCCUCUGGAGCCCAGCAGCGACAUGACACUUGCGGUGGACUGUGUAGGAAUUCUCAAACUGCGUAAUGCAGAUGUGGAGGCCCGUAUUGGUGUCGCGGGGUCCAAGAAAAAGAGCACACGUGCCAGGUUGGCCUUCAGAGUCGGCAUCCCCCAACCUGAUGGAUCAGUCCUUACUCUACAGGUCCCCUCAUCACCCAUCCUCUGUACCCAACCAGCAGGAGUGCCAGAGAUCCUGAAGAAGAGUCUUCACAGCUGCUCAGUGAGAGGAGGAGAGGAAGUUUUUAUCAUUGGAAAGAACUUCCUCAAAGGAACCAAAGUUAUUUUUCAGGAAAACAAUGCAGAUGAUAAUUCCUGGCAAGCUGAGGCAAAGAUAGACAUGGACCUUUUCCAUCAGAACCAUUUGAUAGUGACAGUUCCCCCGUUCCACAACCAGUCAAUCACUUCUCCGGUUUCUGUGGGAAUCUUUGUGAUGACCAAUGCUGGUAGAUCACAUGAUGCCCAGACCUUCACAUACACUCCAGACUCAGCUGAUAACUCAAAUGUCCGGACAGUAAAAACAGAGGGACCCUCCCUGGUCAAGACAUGUAUAUUUGAUGGCCAGAUCAAAUCUUUAUCUUCUGAACGAACAGACUGCUCUAGUCAGCCUUCCAAGCGGCAAGAAGACACACCAAUGGAAGUGUCUAGCAAUCCACCGGCCACAGAUGUCUUUAAGCCCUCCUCUGACCCUCUCGUCUCAGUGCAGCAGACCCUGGAGCUCAAUUCUAGUCCUCAUCCAGGUGGAGAGUCCUUUCAAAGUCCAAUGCCCCUACAACCUGAAGACGUGGAGCUUCCCCAGGUGCCCCCUGUCUUCCCUAGCCUAGAGUCUCUCAGCGCCAUACAAAAACAAGACAUUUCCCCCACAACCUCCUUCCCAGUGCCAGGAGAUACAACAAUCCCCCCUGUGACACCUGAAGUCCCUCAACAAUUCCUCAGAGACCCCCAGGACAACUUGCCUCCUGAGAGUACGAAUAACAGUGGAGGGGUCGUAGUUGUGGCCAUUCCCCAGAUACCAACUCCCUCUCAGCCCCAGCCACAACAGUCCCAAGUUCCCCUGUUCCCACAGGAAGGGGUGGCCCAGCUGGAGAGGGCAGUAAGGGAGCUACAGGCUGAAGGUAACACUGCGUUCCAGCAGGUGUUGGAGGCAGCUGUAGCCCAGCAGCAGCUGAACUCUGUGCUGUACAGCCCUACUCCAUCUGCUGAGUCCCUUCAGCAGCACGUUCAGGAGAACAUGAACAGCCUUAGACUGGGAACCACAGAUAAUUCACUGUCAACACAGCAACAACUACAGAUACAACAGCAACAGCAGAUACAACAGCAACAACAACAGAUACAACAACAGCAGCAGCAGCAACAACAAAUACAGCAACAGUUUCAACAGCAUCAACAACUGCAGCAGCAACAGCAAAUCCUUGGUAACCUGCAGCAUCAACAGCAGCAGCACUUACAGCAACAACAGCAGCAAGUUCUCAGCACUAUACAGAUCCAACAGCAACUUAUAUUGCAGCCACAAGACCAACAGCAACUGCAGCAGCAACAGCAGCAGCAAAUCAUGGAGAAUAUCCAACAGCAACAACAGUUGCAACAAAAUCAGCAACAGCAAGUCCUUAACAACAUCCAACUUCAGGACCAGCAACAACAAAAUCAAAUGCUUACCAAUUUACAACAACAUCAGCUACAACAGCAGCAGCAACAGCAGCAAAAUCAAGCGUUGAGCAACUUACAACAGCAACAACAACUGCAAGAGCAACAGGUCCUGGAGAAUUUACAGCAGCAACUUCAAGCAGAGUUGCUCCAGCCCCAGAUCCACCCGUCCCCCCAAGUACAGCAGCCAGUGUCUCUUCUUCAACAGGGUGGAGAUCUGCUCACCAUUCAGACCAGCUUCCCAACACAGCCUCCAUCACACACAUCUCCCCCACAACAGCUCUUCCAAUCGCCAAGGCCCUUGGCUGAAACACAAAGCUCCCAGCAGCAGGUCCAGGCUACCCUGCUCCAGAAUACACUUACUGUUCUGGCUAGUGGCAGUCUCAACUCAGAGCAGCAAUCACCAGGGUCGACCUUAUACCUGUCCCCAAACGCUCAGCCCCAACAACAGCAACAGCAGCAGCUGGCAUUCAUUUCCUCUAUGGAGACAUCCAACCAGCCUCAGUCUGUUGCAAUGUUUCAGAACCAAUCCCAAGCUCAGCUUUCCCAAAUGCAACAACAGAGCACCCCCAUGGAGCAGCAGCAGUCCCCACAGCAGAACCAACAACAGCCACCACAACUUCCAAUGGGCCCACAAAGCUCCUUGUUCCAAAGUAUCUCAAAUCACUCACAGGCUAACUCUGUUCCCCAGAGCCAGCUUUCCCAACCCCAGCAGACAGGUCUGCUCCUCUGCACCACAGAUCUAAAUCCACAGGCUAUUCCCCCAACUCUUCUCUUUAGCACCCAGACCCAAGGCCCUUCCCCCAUGGGGAGCAUUAGCGUUGGAAUCCCACAGCCAGACCCAGCAGAGCCCAUGUCGUUUCAAGACCAGAGCUCCACAGGGAGCAACUCGACAUCCACUGAGAACCAACAGCAGAGCCUGUUCCAGGAACAGCAGCCAAUGCAAGUGGGCCCAAGUUCCAGCAGCCUCCCGAGCAGUCAACCCGUGGAGCUCUUCUUGCCACAGGCAUCUCUAUCCGGCCUACAGAGCACUAUUGGCUCACAGGAGCUGAACAACCAGGCUCCAGCCCCUGGCACAACCAUCUUUGUGGUACAGGGUGGUGUGGGUGUGGUAGCCAAUCCUGGCCAGCAGCCCCCAGAGCAGCUUUUCCAGACAACUGUGGGUGGGAAUGUGGCUCCACAAGGACAGACCAACUUGUUUGUGUUUGGCAUCCAGAAUGAUUCACCCCAGCUGCUGAAUUCCUCCGGACCCACCCUGCCAGCUCAGAGCCAGAGCCAGAACCCCAGUCACAUGCAGCCUUUAUUGGACCAGCCCAUGGCUCAAGCUGCCCCCUCGAUGCCGGCCACCAUGCACAGCAGCUUACAGAACACCCUUCAGGCGCAAAUGCAGUCCAGCUUAGAGAACGCCAUGCAGACCAGCCUACAGAAUGCAAUGCAGACAAACACGCAAACGGCUCUGCAGUCCAGUUUACAGGCAACCAUAGAAACAAGCCUGCCAACUCCAAUGCAGACCAAUCUACAGACACAGAUACAGAGCAGCUUACAGAAUCAGUUGCAGGCAUCAAUAUCUGCAUCGUCCAACAUGGAUAAAAUCGAGGACCUACUGGAAAGCCUACAAAAGCAGUGAUAAAGGUUUGGACCAUGUGAGCACUAAGGAGAGUGUGAUAUGUAGCUGAAAGUUAUACAUCCUUACACCAACAAACACAAUGGCGGCGCGUGGUGUUGUGUGCCAAUUCCAGAAAACUAAGAAAAUUUUAAAUAUUUAAGAAUAAAAUGUCCCUUUUACCUAAAUCCCAAAUUAUGAGCUCAUGUAACUCCUCGUUUUUAUGGAAUACUUAGAAUUAAUCAUAGCCAUCAUGCAUCCAUUGUCCUGGAAUUGAUGAAUCCGCCAUUGUUAUUACCCCUCUUGCAGGAUCAGUGAGGCCUGUAAUAACUGCUUUACCCAUCCGUCUCAGAAUUGCAGUGUUUUGUUUGUUGUUUUUUUAAAAAUGUGAGCCUAUGAGAUGAUGGUGGAAAAACUGGAAAGGGAUAAAGAAUGUCAGUGACAGGGGGAAUAGUAAUGUGACAGAGAUGAGUCUGUAAGAGCAGACAGUGGAGAUAAUUAUCCAGCCAUGGAGUGAAUAACAGAUUGCACAUAAGUGUCAGAUAUGGGCUGAAUCUCAUUUCGUGAGUGUGUAAACUCUGAGCCUUCGCUGCAUUUUGAAAGACAGACGAGUCUGUGAGAUUUUUUUUGUCUGUUCGUCAUGUGGAGUGACAGCAAAAAUGAAGAGGGGGGAGGGGGGGAUUAUCUGGCAUAAAAACAGGGAUGAAAUAAUGUCUCAGCCACUCGGUUUAAACUUAUUCUUCCAUGGAUGAUGAUUUGCAAUUAAUUAAACCAUGUUUUUGCAUAUGUCAACAGUUUGACUAAAAUCUACUCUAAGAGUAAAGACUAUUAAAGUAAGUACAUUUGUAGAAUGUUUUGCCUCCAUCAUGUUUGCUGGCAUGGCUGGAAUCUGCAUCUGAGCAGACUAUCAGAAGGAGAAAAGCUAAAUAUUGAUAUCAACAACAAAAAAUUGGUAUUGAUACGUUUUUGGUAUUGCAGGGGACUCCCCCGUGUGCAGAAAGAGAAGGGACUAUUAAACACUCGCAAAUGAGAUUCAACCUGGCGAAUAAUGUGACUUGGCCUUUCGUUUGGCACCUUGGCAGUGUUUUCAUACCUUCAGGCCUCAUCACUGGGUUUGCAGAAGCUUUCUUGGUGAAAUUUUAAGAAGCAUUCAACUAUGUAGUGUGUAUCUUUUUUUGUUUUGUUUUGAAGUUGGUGACCUUUACCAAUUUAAUGUGGAUAGAAAAAAAAAUUUCCACUAGUGAAAAUGGAGUGUUGUGUGGUUUUAUAAACAUUUUAUCUCAAGCACUUUAUAACCUCUAGCUAAUCCUUAUAUCCGUCCACAGCUCUCUACUGACCCAGCUGAAUUUGUACUCAGAAAACGUCCAGUUAAAAAAAAACAAAUAAGAGAAAAAAACGUAAAGCAGUUGUCUUUGUAAAGGUAAAUACAUCUUAACCAAGCAUUUUUACAUUUUGUCAUGUCUGAAUAUUUUUUGAGGUCUAGGACAACUUUGUAUAGAAUGUCUGCUCACUGUUGAAUUCCUCUUUGUAUUCAGUCUCAGUGGUCCAGUCAAGUCUGUCCAAAAAAAAAAACGACAAAAAAAAAAAACAGCCAUUCCCACAAAAGCAUUGGCAUAUUUCAGUGU